AAAGCUAUACAGUAAAAACCAGUAGGUACUAGUAAAAAUGCGUUUAAUAAUAUUUGUAUUACUUUUUAGUUUUCAAGAUGGUUCCUCCCAAUUAUUCGAAAGAAUAUUCAAAAAUAUAACAGCUGAUAAAUUAAAUUUGGUCAAAACAUGGGCAGAAGAAAAUGGAUUAAGAGAUCUGAAACCGUUUGCAAACGUUGAAUUUAUACAAAACCUCACCCAAAAGUACAAUACCUCAGUACCAUUAGAAACAUUCAUUAAAGAUGCUUUAAAGAAAUAUAAGACCAAGGAAUCACCAACAACUACUGAACAAAUACAGAAAACAAAUUUUGAAAGUUCAACACCAUCAAAAAUAGAACAAUAUUUGCUACCUAUUCCCAGCAGCAAAAAAGUCAACACAGAAAAAACAGAUGAAGAAAAUUUGUACGACACAAUGGAAGAACUACAAAAACGAAUAAUAUACGUAAUGAAAAUUAUACCCCAAUGGGUGACAAAGCAAAAUAUACAGCUGCUUAUGUUUUUACCCCAACUAUCAGCCUUUAGACCAUUAUUGCAACAAAUACUACCUAUGGUGGACCAUUUUGUUUUAAGUAAAGAAAACAUGGCCAAAAUAGAGAAAACAUUAAAUUUGGUUGUCAAGGAAGUAAGGGUAAAUCAGUGUAUACAAGAUUUAUAUACACUCUCCAGACUGGACGAUUCACUUUUGAAUAUGAUAGAUGCCUGGGCUAAACCCCAAGCUGGUAUUCUAAAUGGAAAUCUCUACCACAUGGGUAAUUUUGACCAAUGCCUUAACAUAACAGGAAAAAUAAGUGGGAAAUAUUGUACAAUACCUAUAGAUAUCGAUUUUAAAAAAAUUGAUAGCUUAACCCUAAAACCUUCCUAUGGAGUUUGUUUACCAUCAACUUGUUCUUCCAAUAAUGUUCAGAUAAUUCUAAAUGGUGUUAAUAUGAUCCUGGGUUUACAAAGGGGAUUACAAAUAAAUGAUGAUAUGUGUUACACGAAGGAAAGUGUUAAUAGGUUGUCUUAUGAAAAUUUGACAGCUAUAUAUGUUUUUCUGUUGUUCUUUUUACUAAUUACCAUCAGUACUUUGUAUGAUUUAUGGUCAUCCGAAGCCAAUAAAAGUUUUGGUUGUCAAAUUUUAGUCGCGUUUUCUUUAUAUACGAACGGUAAAAAACUGUUUAGUACAAAAGUUCACCAGGAGACUUUGGGGUGUUUAAAUGGUAUAAGAGUUAUCAGUAUGUUUUGGAUUGUUUUGACACAUACUUGCAUUUAUUUUUGCCAAUACUUCCCUGUUAGUAAUGUUAAACAAUAUGAAGAUAUGAUUACAAAAUGGAAUGCCACAAUCAUAUUGGGGGGAUCACUUGCUGUAGAUACAUUUUUUGCUGUUAGUGGUUUACUAGUGGUUUAUCUUUAUAUGUAUACUAAAGAACAUGAUCAAAUUAAUUUAUUUAGGUUUUAUUUACACAGAUUUUUAAGAUUAACGCCAUCUUUGAUAAUGGUAAUAUUUUUGUCAGCUUGCCUUUUUAAAACUUUUGCCACAGGGCCAUAUUGGAAUGAUACAGUAACCAGCAAAUUUGAGAAAAACUGCAGAAAUAACUGGUGGUAUAAUUUACUAUACCUUCAGACCUAUAUUAAACCUGAGGAUUGUUGUCUUAAUCACACAUGGUUUCUUGCUGUUAAUAUGCAGCUCUACGUCCUAGCUCCAAUCUUAAUUUACUUUUUAACACUACUUCCAAAAUGUACAUUACUGGUAAUGUCGGUUGGCACUAUUGCUUCCUGUAUUUAUUCAGCUUCGUUAACUUGGCAGAAUAAAUAUUUGCACGUCACAUUGGACAACACCACUGAUCAGAAAUUCAGCGUUUUUAUUCCCACAUACAUUAGGGGAAAUGCCUGGCUUGUUGGAGCCAUGUUUGGGUAUAUUAUUUUUAGGAAAAGGAAUCAACAGGUGUACAUUCAUAGGGUUUUAGGAAUUUUUUUAGUGGUUUUUUCAAUCAGCGCUUUAUUGGGAAUAAUAGCCUCUCAUCAAAGACUGGCAGCGGGAUUUUUUGACCAAUCAGAUUCGCAGAAUAAAUACAUUUACAGCACUUUGUACAAUGGCUUUGUAAGGCCAGUUUGGUGCCUAUUUGUCUGUACUUUGAUUUUUCUUUGUGUAAAUGGAUAUGGAGGUAUAAUAAAUAGAAUUUUGUCGGCUCCAAGCUUCAAUUUUCUCAUUAAACUAAAUUAUGCUAUGUACUUAACACACCCAUUGGUAAUGUUCUAUUUUUAUGCCCAAAGAAGAAACCCUUUUUAUGUCACUGAGGUUUUUAUGGUUCAAUAUUUGUGCACCAAUUUUGUAGUAACAUUUUUGGUUUCUAUAUUAUGGACUUUGGCCUUUGAGUCUCCUGUACAGGCUCUGGAAAAAAUAAGGUUUAGAAAAGAGGAUAAAAAUGUAAAUUAUAAAUUGUGAAAAUGGAAAUUUGUAAUAAAUAUAUGUAAUGUAUCAUA
Molecule: messenger RNA, 2481 nt
Organism: Brassicogethes aeneus
Lineage: Eukaryota; Metazoa; Arthropoda; Insecta; Coleoptera; Nitidulidae
Source: the annotation of a GenBank genome assembly